Paralichthys olivaceus (Japanese flounder) is the source of this 1997-nucleotide messenger RNA. The record is from RefSeq and is a predicted model, not a curated record. Lineage: Eukaryota; Metazoa; Chordata; Actinopteri; Pleuronectiformes; Paralichthyidae.
GUCUGCCUAGUCCCACCUUAUGUCAUCUCUCCAUCAGGGCAGCAUCCUCAACAAACCUCGUUGCAAGCCGUUUCCAGAUGCCACCCCAGUAUCUGACUGUGCGCUCUCCAUGCUCUUCACUGAGGAGUGUGAUAAGGUGCGGGACCUGAUGCACGUUCACUCCUUCAGCUAUGACUUCCACCUGCGAGUCGUUCACCAGUACUUGGUUGGCUGCCACAUGACGCUGCGCCAGGGCUACCAGCUCACCGACUUCCUGGAUGACUUUAAUCACCCAGACAUUCCCAAGUUUGGCCGCAACCAUGUCGUCCAAGGUGACUUUGGGAGCAUCUCCAUCUCUACUGGGAUGAUAACGGCUCACCAGCUCUACAACUACAUCACUGACCACGCCAGCACCUAUGGAAUGAAGCCACUCCGGAUGUCCAAGACUGCAGUCACCACUGACAACAAGAAAGGCACGCCUGACCUGCACGAGUACGCUCUGGUGACACUGUGGAACAGUUCAGGCUCUUACAAAGAUCUGGAGGGCCUGCACCACCACGAUGAUUUUGAUGUGUCCCUUAUGGUGUGCCAUAAUGCAGCUCCAUUUGAGGAGCAGUCAGAUGGGGAGCGGCAUUUGCUGAGGUUGCGUUUCUACGUGAUCAUGACCAGUCAGAGAGAGCUCUUCCCCCACCUCACAGCUGACAUGCGCCGCUUCAAGAAGCUACCACAGAUUCACUGUGAUCCAGGUGAGCUGGGCGGCCGGCUUCCUCCAGAUCGAGCAGAGGCCAGUGGGUCACGUAUUCCCGAGCAGGACAAUUGGGAGGAAACAUCACCCCAUGUUGCAGCCACCUCAGCCCCCAGUGAUGGGAAUGAGUUUUAUCCUCUGGUGAGGGGUGGACCAGAAGCUCAGGGACUGCUCUACCCCUCCCCUUUGUUUCCUCUACUCAACAAUGAGGUUGCAUUAGCACGCAGACAGAUCCAGGCCAGUGUGGAGCAGGCCAUGGGUCACUGCCGCAGGGAUAACCUGUGGAGGAGACUGUUCCAUGGAGAGCACCUGGCUCUGGACAAACUGAAGCUGACCAAGCUGUCAUUUAGUGAACUGGAGGAGCUGCUGGCAGCUGUACAGAGCCGCUCGGUCGGGGAGAUUGACCCACAACUGGACUGUUUUCUGACCAUGAGUCCAGCCUGGUACCAGAGUCUGAUCAAAGUCCUGCUGAACCGCUUCCCUCAGAGCUGUAGACACUUUGAUGACAACGGCAUCCAGUACCUGGCUGUUCUGAACCAGAAGUUCACAGACUGCUUUGUUCUGGUCUUCUUGGACACCCAAGCAGGAAAAACAAGUCUAAAGGUUGUGUUUCGUGAGCCACUGCCAUCACAGCCACAGGCCGGCAGCAGCCCUCCUCCCCAGCUGGUGUCCAUGUAUCAUCACCUGGAGUCUGUCAUCAACACAGCUUGCUAUAACCUUUGGACUGGACUGUUAUAGUGGAUCAGUGCUGGACCUACUGCAGCACAUGUCUAUGUGACCACAGUUAACUUGUAAAAUCAGGAAGCAACAGUAGUAUGAGAUUCAAAAAACAAUCUGAAAGCCAAAGACAGUUAUCAGUUAGCUCACCUAGCCCUAAACAAGUCAGAUAAAACUUAAAGUCUCCUAAUUGGUGUGUCAGACCUUAUUCUCUGGUGUUUUUGCUUUUAACUGCACAAUCAUGCAUGCAUGAUAACCACAUCUCAGAAUACAGGUGAAAUUAAACCCAUACAGAAUGGCAGCAGUAUACAUGUGUCACCAUCUAGUGUUAAGUCAAUGUUACAUUUAUGUAGGCGAGUGAUGAUCCCACCCUGAUCUGACCCUCUAACCCUUUUGGGGGAAAGAAAUGCCUUAAUCAUGCAGGUGCAGAGUAUGUAUACUUUGUUAAGAAGCACGUACAUCAUAAGCAUUUGGGCAGUUGAAUGUUGUACUGUAUGAUGAUACUGUGUUGUUUUUCUCUGUACACAUAUACUAAAACAUACUAUAUACACUAAAA